Molecule: messenger RNA, 2355 nt
Organism: Iphiclides podalirius (scarce swallowtail)
Lineage: Eukaryota; Metazoa; Arthropoda; Insecta; Lepidoptera; Papilionidae
Source: the annotation of a GenBank genome assembly
AUGGAAAGAAGCGUUUUGGCGAGCACGGCGCACGUACACUGGGCAUCUGAGCUGCACUCGGAGUACCGCAGCACGUACAGAUGGCACGAGUACAAGGAGCAGCAACAACAGCAGGGGGUGGUGAAGCAGCCCGCCCCCACCCCGCCCUCCGUGCUGCCCAUCACCAGGGGGCCCAUGGAGCCGGCGAUACCACGCCGCAAGAAAUACCCAGGAGUUGCUUACAAGACCAAUGAGUUGUUCGACCCCGCGCCCGCCGACGACAUCCGCCCACACCAGAACUCCGCCUUCGAACGCGCCAGAAGCGCUCAAAGGAAUGAGGCAGACCGGGCUGGACGCCGAAGCAAGUCCGAGGGUCCACGCCAACCCCGCUGGACGGACACCGUCGAACCCAAGGCCACGACAGCACUGGGCGAGGUCCUGGCGGUCAAGGAGCCGGAGACCGUGAGCACGGAGUACCGCAACCAGUUCGCGUGGCCCAAAGACUCCACCGACUCCGCGCCAAGGAAGAGCAUCUCGAUGGGCGCCCUCAAGAAGGCCGCCGCGGCUGAAGGGUCGGUGGAAGCCGAACCACUGAUGAAUCACGUCGACGGCGACCACGACGAUCACGGCCAAAAGCGCUACAUCGAAGAUUAUCUGUGGAACGGCCAAAAGCCGGGAGUCCAAAGAAAAUCGACGUUCCGUAACGCCCUAUCGGCCCUCAUAUACAACGGGGAGGAUCGUUCCAAAGAUAAUAGGAAACGUUACAAAAGCGAGUACAAAAAGAAAUUUAGACCGUUCUCACAGUACGUGUACGAGGCAUCUAAAGGGACGUUUACGAAAUGCAGGGGGAAAGGGAAGUCGAAUGAGGAAGCGAGCGAGAGGUUGGUGGUAGAGGCGGGCGAGAGCGGGGGUACUGGGGUGGGCGCGGGGGCGGUAAGGGGCGAGGGGGCGGGGGCGGGGGCAGUAGAGGACAGUGCGAGCACUCUGCGGGCCGCCGGACUGCAGCCGCUCGGGCUCGCGCAGGGCGACUCCUGGUACCGCGAGGUGCUGGACCUGCGCAAGCGCGCCGGCGAAUACAAGUAUCGCGGCUGGGGAACCGAACUAGCUCCUGAACACAUCACUCAGCUUUACAAUAAGCAAAUCGAGCUCUGGUAUCAAGUCUCCCGUCGGUCCUCGCUGUCAGCCCUAUCACUUGCUUCCACCAAUCACAAGGCCUUACCUCGCGAUGAGAAGGACGGCAAAGACUCCAAGAACCACUCGCCGAAGAAGUUCAGGUCAUUCCGCUCCGCCCCGCACCAGUCCAUCCACGCAAAACUACAAGAGACCAAGGCCCUGGAGCGCUCGCCCCACAAGACCUCGCCGCAGAAACAGAGGAAGAAGCUGCAGGGCCACAGCUUCGACGAAGGCGCUACCCAAGAAGGGGCGAAGACCGAGGCCUCGUUCCGCUCGCCGAGGAGGCGGCCCCGCUCCGCCGACCCCGCGCCCGUCGCCCGCGCCCCCCACUACGAGCCGCGCCCGCACAAGCCGCAAGGUUUGCCGUUGGGUAGUAAUAGAGUUAGGUCGACUUCGAGGGGUGGGCGGUCGCCCUCGGCGCCAAGCAAAAGUGGGGUUAAUGGGGCUAUCGAAACGCCAGGCCGGGACCGACGCAGUCGCAGCAUUUCGAAAGUGGGCAUUAAAUUGGACGACGAGGCGGCCCCGCACCGCAGCGCGUCCGUCGCGAAGGACCACUUCUUCGACGACUCGCCCGUGGUGAAGUCGCCGCCGGAGCCGACCCGGGUCAAGUCCCCGGAGCAGUUGAACAUGCGCUCCCCGGACCCGGUGAACUGGACGGUGCCCCUGGACACCGGCAAGACGUUCACCGUCACGCAGAACGUGAAGAGCGAUGAGAGUGUUAAGCGCCCUAGCUCUGAGUUUAAGGGUGGCUCCGUGGCCGAAGAGGCUCCAGCCGUGAAGCCGGCAGAAAUCGCUCCGAUACACCAUCAGCAAAUGUCGCCGAUACGGUCGCUGAGGAAGAGCGAGUCGCCGACGAGCCUGAGUAAGCGCACGGACAAAACACCCACGACGCCGAUAAGCCUGACACCGAUAGACGAAACGAAGGCACUCGAUAUGAGCAAAGUUAACGGCGUCAACGGUGUAAACGGUGUGAACGGCGUGAACAGUAACCAACUGACGCCCGAAACGCCGGUGCAAGAGACCAUACAAGAGAGAGAGGUCGUAAAAAAGUCCACCGAGGCGACACAGAAAGCGCCCGGCGUGGUCGACACGACUGUCGUAAACGAAAGCCCCAACACAGGUGGGCUGACGGCAUCGGAGGUCCUGGAUAGAGCCCGAAACAGAUUCGACAAGUUCUGGGGAAAGAAGGGGGAAGACACCGUU